CCCAAACACAACGAAAACGCCUCUCCCCUGUUUCCCUCUUUCUGAGGCGGCGCCGCGGCGGCGGCCACUCGGCUGCGCCUGCCGCAUCCUAACGUAGCCACAUAGGUUCUUGGCUCCGCGCCGCGCCGCUGCGUCGAGCUCUGACUCUGCAGCCCAAAUUUCAAUAGAAGAAGAUGAAGAAACCUAUUGAGUGUUUCUCACUCCUCGUAACUGGCUCGCACGCCGACCACCGCGGGCGUGGCUGAGGCGGAGGUCGAGCAGAAAAAAAAAAGGAAAAAAAAAAGAAAAAAAGGGAAAAAAAGGUUAAAGGCUCGAAUGAAUGCGAUUGAAGGAAGAAUCUGAUGGCUGUAUUUAAAGCAUCGUAACGAAGAAACCCUCUUUCCCUAAUCCCGACGCUUCAUUCGAUUACUUCCAAUCCAAUCGACUUUUUUCUUCUUCUUCUUCUUCUUCUUGUUCUUCUUCUCUGUGCGCUUUUUUUUUUUCAUCCGGGACCUGAUUGAAAGUUUUGGAAAGCGACUGCUCGACGUGAUCGUUUUCGAAGUCAAUCUUUUUGCCUUUUUCUUGUCCUCUCUAAUCCGUAAGAGACAAGAUCUUGUGUUUCCGCACUGUGACAGAGCUUCUGGAACUCGCAGUGUACGCAUUUUGUUAUUCGGUGUGAAAAUCCGGUGGAUUGCUGCUUCAGGUACCGGAGAUGUUGACGUGUAUUGCGUGCUCGAAGCAGCUCAACAAUGGAUCUCUGCACCAGCAGGAGGGAGAAGACGCCGUUGCUACUCCGAGGACUAAGCAAACAAUCAAGGCCCUUACUGCUCAGAUCAAGGACAUCGCACUGAAGGCCUCGGGAGCUUACAAGAACUGCAAGCCAUGCUCGGGUUCAUCCAGCGAUAACCGCAAGUAUAAAUAUGCAGAAUCUGAUUCUGCCUCAGACUCGGCGAGGUUCCAUUGCUCCUACCGCCGAACCGGUAGCUCAAACUCCACACCAAGGCAAUGGGGAAAGGAAAUGGAGGCCAGAUUGAAAGCGCUAUCUAGUGGGGAAGGGACCCCUGCGUCGGGAAGUGGGCGAACAGAGAUUGUAUUCAUGGAAGAAGACGAGCCCAAGGAAUGGGUGGCACAAGUGGAGCCUGGUGUGCUUAUCACUUUCGUUUCAUUUCCGCAGGGAGGAAACGAUCUCAAACGGAUUCGUUUCAGCCGUGAAAUGUUCAACAAAUGGGAAGCUCAAAGAUGGUGGGCGGAAAACUAUGAGAAGGUUAUGGAAUUGUAUAAUGUCCAGCGGUUCAACAGCCAAGCUGUUCCCCUCCCACCAUCCCCUCCACAGUCAGAAGACGAGGCCUCAAAAAUUCAAUCUGCCAAGGACAGCCCUGCUACUCCACCUUUGACAAACGAGCGACUUCCUCAAAACUCAAAUCACCCAUUGGGAAACUCAUCAUCAGAAUCACUCGAUCAUCAUCCUAACCAACCCUCUCAUUGCUAUGAUCUAGGUGGUUUAGCUUCAUCCAUUAACCCUUCCUGCGCAAACGAAGCAAAGACCGAGACAUCAUCUGGAGAUGGUUCUGCGAGGACCAGUGAGGGAGAUGAGUCAGAAGAAGAGCUUUCUGUAAGUAAUGCCAGUGAUUUGGAGACUGAAUGGGUUGAACAGGAUGAGCCAGGAGUCUACAUCACUAUCAGGGCGCUGCCGGGUGGCUCAAGGGAACUCAGACGCAUUCGAUUCAGUCGCGAAAAGUUCGGAGAAAUGCAUGCGAGAUUGUGGUGGGAAGAGAACCGAGCAAGGAUACAAGAACAGUAUUUGUGAUGGGGGUAACUCAAUGGAAUUGCAUCUCCUUUUACUCAGUGGCAAAUGAUGUUUCAGUUGCAGAUUGUGGGUUGUUUUUUUCACAUCCCCUCUCUGCCCCCCUCUCUCUCUCUCUUUCAAUUUAGACUUCUCUCUCUCUUAGAUUGGCGGUAGGAAUCAAAGGAUGUUGGAAGAUAUAACAUUGGUUAGGAGAAUGGUUCAGAAAAAAAGAUGAUAGUUGAGAUAACAAAAAUCUACACUGCUGAAAGCCUGAAAUAUUCCACCUUCAUUCUUGUUUCUCAUUA
Molecule: messenger RNA, 2070 nt
Organism: Momordica charantia (bitter melon)
Lineage: Eukaryota; Viridiplantae; Streptophyta; Magnoliopsida; Cucurbitales; Cucurbitaceae
Product: protein Brevis radix-like 2
Source: RefSeq, a predicted model, not a curated record